UCUCGCACCGCCCGCAUGGCCCGUUCAAGAUGGCAACCAAGCGCGAUCUGAGGUGGCCACGGCGGUUGCUGUGGGGGUUGUGGCUGGCCCGGGGCGCUCCACAGAGCCCGAGUUCCGGCCUGGGCCUAGAAGGGAGGACUUAUUCCCAGGGCGACGGCCCAUACUCGCGCACGGCGCUCUAUGAACUGCUCGGCGUGCCCACCACAGCCACGCAGGCGCAAAUCAAGGCGGCCUACUACCGGCAGAGCUUCCUCUACCACCCGGACCGCAACUCGGGGAGCGCCGAGGCUGCCGAGCGCUUCACGCGCAUCUCCCAGGCCUACGUGGUGCUGGGCAGUGCCACCCUGCGUCGCAAGUAUGACCGCGGCCUGCUCAGCGACGAGGACCUGCGCGGACCUGGCGUGCGGCCCCCCAAGGCGCCGGUCCGCGACACCGGCUCGCCCCGCCCCCCGCCCCCUGCGUCUCAGGCCCACGGCCGCGGUCAGGCCACCGCGGGCGGCAACCGCACCAUGUUCGACUUUGACGCCUUCUACCAAGCUCACUACGGAGAACAGCUGGAGCGUGAACGGCGCCUCAGGGCCCGGCGAGAGGCCCUACGCAAACAGCAGGAGGACCGGGCCAAGAAGGGCUUCCACUGGAACGAUACCCGAGACGCGACCUUUGUCUUCCUUCUCCUCACGGUCUUCAUCAUCAUGGGCUUUCGUUUUUAAAAGGAGAGAGGAAGAAAGGGAGCAGCCCCCCGCCAGCCCCGAGAAAAUGGCCUUUCCGGUGUUCUUGAACCCUUUGCCUUCCAUAGUCUACCUCUGCGGGGGUCCGGAGAAACUGCUCUCCCCCUCCUGUUCCCCGCCCGCCCAGCUUAGCCGUCCACGUACGCUUCCCUCCCCUACGGUCCAGAAAAGAAGGCUUCUCGAUGCCCAAGAAAGAGGCCCCAAGAAGAAGAGUUCCAAAAGCCCGAGAGUGAAGGGUUUUCUGGAGUCCCUUGGGUGCCUGCUUCCAGAGGUUGCCUUCCUGAUGUCAGCUUCUGGAACACUUGCUCGGGCUUUAUUGUAAAGCUCUGAGCAACAAUUGUCUGCUCCUGCCCCGCGCUUGUACCGUGGGGCUCCUGUGUAACCUUGAACCGUGCAAUGUGACCAAUUGUUGGCUGCCAAAAGAAAAAUUGUGGGGUUGUACGAA
Prionailurus viverrinus (fishing cat) is the source of this 1173-nucleotide messenger RNA. It is a transcript of the gene DNAJC30, whose product is annotated as DnaJ heat shock protein family (Hsp40) member C30. NCBI's taxonomy places the organism in Eukaryota, Metazoa, Chordata, Mammalia, Carnivora, Felidae. The transcript has a single exon. The record is from RefSeq and is a predicted model, not a curated record. Bases 30 to 710 code for a protein of 226 amino acids.